Salvelinus sp. IW2-2015 is the source of this 2589-nucleotide messenger RNA. NCBI's taxonomy places the organism in Eukaryota, Metazoa, Chordata, Actinopteri, Salmoniformes, Salmonidae. The record is from RefSeq and is a predicted model, not a curated record.
AUGGCCCUGACCAAACCGCACCGCGUCCCUGUGAUCGUCAUCGAGACCGGUGUUGUCCCGCUGCCCCGCGUCGGGGAACAGGAGAGCAUCCCUGUCAUGAGGAGCCAGUGGUUCAUAGACGGCACCUGGCUCCCAUUGGAGGAGGACGAGAGUGACCUCAUCGAGGUGGAGCACCUGAUCUGUUUCCAUGGGCAACACACGCAGGACAGGUUUGACUCCAACUCUGUGGUGGCCAAGACAGUCGACAGCAAAGAUGCUGUCCAUAGUCUGAAGUUGAGUCGUACCCACGUGGACGAGGUCUACCUCUACAGCAAUACCACCGCCUCCAGAAAGAUCGCCCGCACCGUCACCCAGAAACUGGGCUUCUCCAAAGCCUCCAGCAGUGGUACGCUCCCCCGGGGAGACAUGGAGGAGGCCUCACUGGAGGACAAACCCCCCCAGACCACACACAUUGUCUUCGUGGUCCACGGCAUUGGACAGAUGAUGGACACGGGGCGCAUCGUCAAGAACACUGGCAUAGCUUUAGGACACGCUAAGAGAGGCAGUAAGGAGGAGAAGCACUUUUUAGAGCACACAGAGGAGUAUGUGGACUUCCUGCCUGUGGAGUGGCGCUCCAAACUGGCACUGGAUGGGGAUACGGUGGACUCCAUCAUCCCAGACAAGGUGCGAGGACUGAGAGACCUGCUCAACAGCAGUGCCAUGGACAUUAUGUACUACACCAGUCCCUUGUACAGGGACGAGAUCACCAGGGGCCUGACGUCAGAGCUGAACCGCCUCUACACCCUGUUCUGCUCCAGAAACCCUGAGUUUGAGGAGAAGGGGGGCAAGGUGUCCAUCGUGUCGCACUCCCUGAGCUGCGUGAUCACCUUUGACAUCAUGACAGGCUGGGACCCGGUGAGGUUCUGUCUGCAGGAGCACCAGGAGCUGGAGGAGGAGCUGGACCUGAGAUGGGUCUCCUACGAGGAGAGACGCCUGCUGGAGCAGCUGCAGUUCACUAGGAACCGGUUACGAGAGCUGGAAGAUCAGCUUCAAGGCCUGGAGGCCUCCAAACCGCUAGCACCCCCUGCUCUGAAAUUGAAGGUGGAGAAUUUCUUCUGUAUGGGCUCUCCCCUGGCGGUGUUCCUGGCCCUGAGAGGGAUUAAACCAGGGAACAGUGGAGAACAGGACCACCUUCUGCCUCGCUCCAUCUGCCAGAGGCUCUUCAACGUCUUCCACCCCACAGACCCCGUGUACAGAUGCAAGCCCCUCAUCCUUAAACAUUACAGCAAAAUUGCACCUGACAGAUACACUGACCCCACGCCAUACGAUGAGAUCCGGCCAACCUUCAUCAACCCACAGAAGGAACCGACGUCAGACACAGAGAGCAUCCCCAGCCCCUCCACUUCCCCUGUCCUGGCCAGGAAAUACUACAGAGAGUCUAUCGCCAGCAUGGGCAAGGCCAGCAUCCUGGGAGCGGCCAGUAUAGGUAACAGUAUAGGGGGGGAUGGGAUACUGUUCUCCCGGUUCUCCCACUCUGCGCCCUCCGGAGUGUCCUUCGGCAUCGAGGGCUGGACCCCAGAGGGAGAGGAGCCGAAGAGGACAGUCGACAGCCAAUCAGCUUACGGCCUUUCGUCCACCUUGUCCCAGUCUCCCUCCACCCUCAUAGACCCCUCAGUGGAAAUAGAGCGCUGCAUCGGUAUGGAACUCCGUGAGGGCCUUGUGGAGAGCCGCUAUUGGUCAGCGGUGAUCUCACAUACAGCCUAUUGGGUCUCACACGAUAUUGCGCUCUUGCUACUGACGUUCAUAUACAAGCAGGCCAACAUGCCGCCACCCACAGAAGACAGUCCUGACCCAGAGUAAACACACAGAGAGAGACUCCAUGUCCACACUCACACAACACAGCAUCUUUAUCACUCUCUGUUACUCCAUUCUCUCUCUGUUUUUAUACUGACAUAUCACUACUAACACACAGACUUUGUACUGUUUAGGAUGGGAUGGAUACACACUCACCCAAGGGUGACACAUUGGAUUAUGCCCCCCGGAGGAGGGCUGCCUGCCUGUCACUGUUAUGACCAGUCCCAAUGCAUGCUCUAUGAAGCAUGGGGGAUAGUAGGAUCCUCUAUGUAUCCUCCCAGCCAGUCCAGCCGCCAACGAGUAUGUCAGAGAUUCCAUUGCACACUACCGAAGGGGUGUCCUCUUCCUCAAAGAUCACUGUCUCUGUCUGAAACUGCUGCCCUCCUGGAUGUACACAUCUCCAGCUCCCCCCAUGUGUAGCAGCCAUGGUUCAGCCCAACCCAAAUCUUUCCUCUCCUCCACAGACCGUGGAGGAGAGGAUGUACAAGUCAGCCUGGCCCCCUCAGUAAACUCCCUCAUCCUCACUGGUCUGUCUCUUCUUACACUAUGCUUCCAUCUACAAGGACCUGGGCUGAAUACUGGGACCCUUAGUCUCAACGCCUACAGUAUGUCACUGUCUGAGCAAACUCAAUGCAACUUUCAAAGUGGUCUAAACUUUAUUUAUAUAUUAAAAUGUUAAUAUAUUACCCUAAGAAAAUAAUACGGCAUAGUUCCUAUUUUUCUCUUUGUUGUGGAAAUGUAAAAAAAAGGGGAGAU